CUCACACAAACCUUCCUGAUCCCAGCCGCCGAGGCGGACUCCCGGGGUGGUGCUACCAGCCCUGCCACUUGCAUUCGCGACGGGCAGGGGUUGGGGGCCGCCCGGAGUUGGACUGAAUCGGAGCCACAGGUUGCAGACGCAGGGCGCCGUCCUCAUGGCUGUGGCUCUCUGAAGCUGCCAGCGCGGUGGUGGCUGCUCGCCCCGGAGCUCGGAGCCUGGGAAGGGAAGAAACCCGCGGUGAAAUCCGACACCAGCGCUCUGAGCCCCAGCACCGCAGGCUGGCCCACCAAGACCAUCACUAUGACCGAUGGAGACUAUGAUUAUCUGAUUAAACUCCUGGCCCUUGGAGACUCAGGGGUGGGGAAGACAACAUUUCUUUAUAGAUACACAGAUAAUAAAUUCAAUCCCAAAUUCAUCACGACAGUAGGAAUAGAUUUUCGGGAAAAACGUGUGGUUUACAACACACAGGGACCAAAUGGAUCUUCAGGGAAAGCGUUUAAGGUACAUCUGCAGCUUUGGGACACUGCUGGACAAGAGCGGUUCCGGAGCCUCACUACAGCAUUUUUCAGAGACGCCAUGGGCUUCUUAUUAACGUUUGACCUCACCAGUCAACAGAGCUUCUUGAAUGUCAGAAACUGGAUGAGCCAGCUACAAGCAAAUGCUUACUGUGAAAAUCCAGAUAUAGUAUUAAUUGGCAACAAGGCAGACCUGUCAGACCAAAGGGAAGUCAAUGAACGGCAAGCCCGGGAGCUGGCUGAAAAAUAUGGCAUACCAUACUUUGAAACAAGUGCAGCGACUGGACAGAAUGUAGAGAAAUCUGUGGAAACCCUUCUGGACUUAAUAAUGAAGAGAAUGGAACAAUGUGUAGAGAAGACACAAGUUCCGGACGCUGUCAAUGGUGGAAAUUCUGGAAAGCUAGAUGGGGAAAAGCCAGCAGAAAAGAAGUGUGGCUGCUAGAUACUCUGUAGGACUAGUGAUCAAUAACCCGCCCAAACAGUGACAAAGUUGAGUGUCCCCAAACAAUGACAAACCAAAAAGUUGUUGUUGAGUAGGUCAUGCACAAUGGCAUGUCUUUCUUUUUUCUGCCUCAAAAAAUCUAUUUUAAGAAAUCAGAGUAGUCAGUGGUAUUCAAAAGCAUUGACCUGUCACCACGAGUCCCUUUCAAGCAAAAUCAAAGAUGUCCUAAGAUGAUCUCACUUUUAUGGAUGCUCAGUUAUAUUAAAAAGUUGAGUGCAUAAGAAGAAAUAUCAGUGAGUCUUAAAUGAAAGCAAGUAUUUAUCACAUUGGAGAAAGGAACAGGCUAUCAACAGAACACAGGGAGAUGAUUUUGUUUAAAUUGACUUAUAUGAAAUAGAUUCAGACUUCUACAUGUGCAUUUGGGAAGACAUGUUCCUAAAAACGGAUAUAUAACAAAGAAUUCUAAGAGGUUUAUUAGGAAUGACAUUACUGUCUCCCCAUAAGCUGCACUAAGUUGCUGAUAAGGUCAUGAGUAGGUGAAGCUUCUGCUACAGUGUAGGAUAUUGUGUAAUAAUGCCAUUUUUAUAUUACUAAUAAAUAGAAGAAAGACAAGCAGAGGACUGUGAUGGAGAGAACAUAAUGGAAAUACCCUGGAGGAAGAAUGGAAAAUGACAUUUGGAUAGCUAAAAUUGAUGUGUCUGUUAGAGAUGUCUGGGACAGUCACUUUGCCAGUGGGAAGCUAGCAUUAUGGGUUGGGACUGAGAGCUGCCAGAGGGUCUGACUGAGGCAAACUCUUAGACAUUUGUUCUGGCAGUACCCAAGGUCACAUCUCACUCUUUGCAAAUUCUUAUCAAG
Molecule: messenger RNA, 1812 nt
Organism: Nannospalax galili (Upper Galilee mountains blind mole rat)
Lineage: Eukaryota; Metazoa; Chordata; Mammalia; Rodentia; Spalacidae
Gene: Rab27b
Product: RAB27B, member RAS oncogene family
Exons: 6
Coding region: 301-957 (218 amino acids)
Biological process (GO): positive regulation of exocytosis; melanosome transport
Cellular component (GO): melanosome; secretory granule
Molecular function (GO): GTP binding; GTPase activity
Source: RefSeq, a predicted model, not a curated record